This is a messenger RNA of Spea bombifrons (plains spadefoot toad), 3027 nucleotides long. It is a transcript of the gene MCM8, whose product is annotated as minichromosome maintenance 8 homologous recombination repair factor. Gene Ontology annotation, biological process: double-strand break repair via homologous recombination. Bases 393 to 2927 code for a protein of 844 amino acids. The record is from RefSeq and is a predicted model, not a curated record. Gene Ontology annotation, cellular component: MCM complex; nucleus. Gene Ontology annotation, molecular function: ATP hydrolysis activity; single-stranded DNA binding; ATP binding. The transcript has 19 exons. NCBI's taxonomy places the organism in Eukaryota, Metazoa, Chordata, Amphibia, Anura, Pelobatidae.
UCAGAGCUGCCACGUGACUACGAGUCUAUCUUUUUCUUUCCCUGUUAACGGCGUUGCUGCGUGUCACUACUAAAACGAAAGAAUGCACUAAAUCGUUGUGGUUAUAGGGAUUGGUAACCCAGCAACCCAUAUGGGAAUUAAGACGUUUAUUAGCACAUUAUGUUGCAUACGGACAUUUCUUGUGCGUAAAGACGAUAUUUAAUAUUUAAACAAAAACACUCAAGUGACGCAGAUUUCAAAUGCAAAUUAAUUUAUAAACUAAGGCGUACGUUGCUAUGACAACCCAGUGGGCCCAAUCCCGGAAGUGACGUCACGCGCGCGGUAAAGUAGAUUUGCUGGCUGCGACUGAUGGGAGGAAUAGAGUGAGAGGAGUUCCCGACUAGAUUACUGUGAUGAGUGAGAGUUGGAGCGGAGGAGGAGGAGGAAGUCAAGGAUGGAGAGGACGUAAUCACAGCCCAGGAGGAUGGCGAGGAAGAGGAAACCACAGCUCAGGGGGCUGGAGAGGUCGUCCCUGGAGAGGAAGGGGACAUGGAGGAAACUGGAAUAAAAGUACUGGAAGAGAUUCUAACUGUUUUGCAAAUGCCAAGCAUCAAUUAUCUCAGAGCACGUUGGAUAAAUACAUUCCGUACAAGGGCUGGAAGCUUUAUUUCUCUGAAGCAUACAGUGACAGUUCACCGUUCCUGGUGAAGGUUCAAGCAUUUGAGAAGUUUUUCAAUAGGCAAAUCGAACUGUACAAUAAGGAUGAAAUUGAGAGAAAGGGAAGCAUACUUGUGGAUUACAAGGAGCUCUUGCAGGAUAAUGAGCUCACAGCAUGUCUAUCGCUGUCUACAGAAUUAAGGGAAAUGCCUGAAAAAAUACUGGAUUGUAUGGGACUAGCAAUUCACCAGGUAUUAACAAAAGAUCUUGAAAGACAUGCAGUUGAAUUACAGGAGCAAGAAGGUCUUCCCACAGAUGAAGCACCCAUUGUUAAUGUGCCACACAUUCAUGCAAGGGUGUAUAACUACGACCCGCUAACCCCUCUCAAAAAUCUCCGAGCUAAUUUAUAUGGCAAAUACGUUGCUGUGCGCGGCACUGUGGUGCGCGUGAGUAACAUAAAGCCGCUGUGCAUCAAAAUGGCAUUUUCUUGCAACAUGUGCGGGGAUGUGCAAAGUGUUCCCCUGCCGGAUGGAAAGUAUACUGUCCCGACAAAGUGCCCCGUGCCAGAAUGCCGCGGGCGAUCGUUCACUGCAAAUAGAAGCUCUCCGUUAACCGUAACAGUGGACUGGCAGGCUAUCAAAGUCCAGGAACUUAUGUCUGACGAUCAGCGAGAGGCGGGUAGAAUUCCAAGAACAGUGGAGUGUGAAUUAAUUCAGGAUCUGGUAGACAGCUGCGUCCCCGGAGACAUGGUGACAAUAACAGGAACUGUUAAAGUGUCAAAUGCUAGAGAUGGAGGAUAUAAAAAUAAAAAUAAUAAGUGCAUGUUUUUGCUGUACAUUGAGGCAAAUUCUGUCAGUAAUAGCAAAGGUCAGAAACGCAAGGACUCGGACGAGACUGUAAAUAAUGGAGCCUCUAUGGAUUUCUCACUGAAAGACCUGUACGCAAUCCAGGAAAUACAAGCCGAAGAAAAUCUGAUGAAACUAAUUGUGAACUCUCUUUGCCCAACAAUAUAUGGCCAUGAGGUUGUCAAAGCGGGUCUAUCAUUAGCAUUGUUUGGAGGGUGCCAAAAAUACGUGGAUGACAAAAACAGGAUUCCCGUCAGAGGAGAUCCACACAUACUGGUUGUUGGAGAUCCUGGUUUAGGGAAAAGCCAAAUGUUGCAAGCGGUGUGUAACGUUGCGCCGCGUGGUGUUUACGUUUGCGGAAACACUACAACUACCUCUGGGUUAACGGUUACACUAUCCAGGGACAGCGCGACUGGAGACUUUGGUUUGGAGGCCGGGGCUCUUAUUCUUGGAGAUCAAGGCAUAUGUGGAAUAGAUGAGUUUGAUAAGAUGGGUAAUCAGCAUCAGGCUCUACUAGAAGCAAUGGAGCAGCAGAGCAUUAGUCUCGCCAAGGCUGGCAUUGUCUGCAGUUUGCCCGCACGAACGUCCAUCAUUGCAGCCGCAAACCCAGUCGGAGGACAUUAUAACAAAGGCAAGACGGUGUCAGAGAAUUUAAAAAUGGGAAGUGCUUUACUGUCACGAUUUGACUUGGUGUUCAUCCUGCUUGAUACUCCGAAUGAAGACCAUGAUCACUUGCUCUCGGAACAUGUAAUGGCCAUGAGAGGCGGCACCAAGGAAAUAUUACGGGGAGCAAAUGUUAUGCGCACAAAUGCCCAAGAUUCCAACACCUCCAUCUUAGAAGUACCAUCCGAAAGGCCUUUAAAGGAAAGAUUAAAGCUCUGUCCUGGAGAACAUUUGGAUGCUAUACCACACCAGCUAUUACGAAAGUAUAUUGGAUAUGCGCGACAAUAUGUACAUCCACAGUUAUCUUCAGAUGCGGCGAAGGUUCUACAAGAUUUUUACCUUGAACUGAGGAAGCAAAACCAAGGCAUAGACAGCACCCCCAUUACCACCCGACAACUGGAGUCUUUAAUCCGGCUGACAGAGGCACGAGCAAGACUAGAAUUAAAAGAAGAGGCUACUAAAGAGUAUGCUGAAGAUGUUGUUGAAAUCAUGAAAUACAGCCUGUUGGGAACAUACUCAGAUGAGUUCGGGAAGCUGGACUUCAAUCGAUCUCAGCAUGGCUCAGGAAUGAGUAAUCGAUCGAAGGCCAAGAAAUUUGUUUCUGCACUUAAUCGGAUUGCGGAAAGAACCUACAAUAAUCUCUUUGAGUUUCAACAACUUCGACAAAUCGCAAAGGAAGUCCAAAUACAGGUUUCUGACUUUGAAAGUUUUGUUGGCUCCUUAAAUGAUCAGGGCUACCUUUUGAAAAAAGGUCCUAAGGUUUAUCAACUUCAAACUAUGUAGCUUUUGGUGUGAAAAGCAACAUGGAGCACAGAACAUACACGGUGUUUAUUUGUAUAGUUUGUGAAGACUGUAAAUAAAAAGGACCUUUAAUUAGUUUUUA